Molecule: messenger RNA, 250 nt
Organism: Medioppia subpectinata
Lineage: Eukaryota; Metazoa; Arthropoda; Arachnida; Sarcoptiformes; Oppiidae
Source: the annotation of a GenBank genome assembly
UGACGUGAUUUGUGUUGGGAUUGACUCGACAUUCGCAGAGAGUUUACACAACAUUAGUAUUAAUUGUGCUUUAAUUAGCAUUUGGUCUCCAAUUGAGAAACAAGUGUUGAGUUUGUCUUUCAAUCCAUUGAUUAACCAGAGAUCUGAUCGCAGUAUUGAGUGAACGAUGACUAAAAUGAUGCCCAGUUUCUCGGCCGCGGGUCUCCGCAAGAACCCAUCGUUGAUCCCAUUAUUCUUCUUCGCGGGUUUG